Dermatophagoides pteronyssinus (European house dust mite) is the source of this 1472-nucleotide messenger RNA. Its product is annotated as N-acetylglucosamine-6-phosphate deacetylase. NCBI's taxonomy places the organism in Eukaryota, Metazoa, Arthropoda, Arachnida, Sarcoptiformes, Pyroglyphidae. Gene Ontology annotation, biological process: N-acetylglucosamine catabolic process. Gene Ontology annotation, molecular function: N-acetylglucosamine-6-phosphate deacetylase activity. The record is from RefSeq and is a predicted model, not a curated record.
UGUUUUUUUUCUUUUGGGAUUUGAUUUGAUGAUGUAUAUGAAUUGAAACAAAAAUCUAAUCAAAACAAGUUAUACUUAUUUAUCACAUUGCUCAUCCAAUAUUUCAAUUAUUUUCAGUUCACUUUUGAAUUAUAAUUUUAGGCAAAUAAUGAAUCAUAUAGGACAAAUAUAAUGAACAUAAUGAUCGACAGCAAUAAGCCUAUCAUACGUUUCAAAAAUGUUAAAUUGAUUAAAAAUGGUCGUCUAGUGGUGGAUGAUUUAUGGAUUCAAGAUGAUAUCAUAAUAAAUCCUGAACCAUUAUUUUUCGAACAACAAAAAGAAGCCGAUAUUGUUGUCGAUUGUCAACGGGCAAUUAUUGCACCCGGUUAUAUUGAUCUACAAAUUAAUGGUGGUUUCGGCUAUGAUUUUUCUACACCUGAAAUUGAUAUUAAUCAAGCGCUAAAUGUGGUCGGUACAAAUCUGGUUCGUUAUGGAGUGACAUCAUUUUGUCCAACAUUAAUCACCCAACCAUCAUCAAAUUAUCGCAUGUUAUUACCUCGUAUGAAACGUGGUCCAAUUAUUGGUGGUGCAAACAUUUUGGGCAUACAUGUUGAAGGUCCCUUUAUAAAUCCUGAGAAAAAAGGUGCACAUCCUGAACGAUAUAUUCAAAAUGAAAUUAAUUCGAUUGAACAAAUUGAACAAUAUUAUCAUGAUUUAUCAAAUGUAUCUAUUAUGACGAUAGCACCCGAAUUAGAUAGAAACAAUGUUUGUAAACAACUUGUAUGUAAAGGUAUCGUAGUAUCAUUGGGACACUCGAAUGCCUGUCUUGAUGACAGUGAAAAUGCAUUUCGUAAUGGUGCAUCGAUGAUAACACAUCUGUUCAAUGCAAUGCCAUUAUUUCAUCAUCGUGAUCCAGGUUUAUUAGGUCUAUUGACCAUCGAUAGUGAACGACAAAUGUACUAUGGUAUCAUAGCUGAUGGAAUUCAUACACAUUAUUCAGCAUUACGAUUAGCAUUCUAUGCAAAUCGUACCGGAAUGGUUCUCGUUAGUGAUGCCAUAUCAGCGGCUGGUCUUGAAACUGGUCUACAUAAAAUUGGUUGUGAAAUGAUUGAAAUCAAAAAUGAUCAUGCAUAUUUGGCCGGUACAAACACAUUAUGUGGUUCGAUUGCGACAUUGGAUCAUUGUGUUCGAUAUUUACAAUCAAAAGUACCCGAUUGUUCGAUAGUCGAUGCUAUUGAAUGUGCAACAUUACAUCCGGCACGUGUACUUGGUAUUGAACAUCGAAAAGGAACACUCGAAUUCGGUGCAGAUGCAGAUUUCAUUAUACUCAAUGAUCAAUUAGAAAUUCUAUCAACAUUUGUAGCCGGAAAAUGUGUGUUCAUCGAUUCCGAACGAAUGAAACAAAUGAAAAUUGAAAUAAACAAAGUGUUUUGCACAUGAAAAUUUUAAUAAUAUAAUAGGGGGUAGCUCAUAAUGACGAAAAAGAAAAAAAA